UCGGGGAACGGCACGACCCAGUGGCGGGAAGCGGAGGGGGAACACAAUGGCGCCCCCGAGCCGGGCCCGCGGCUUCUCCAGCGCAGCACGUGCUGAGCCCCGGAGCCCACUGGCCGGUCCCGGGCGCCAGGGGGCGCUGCAGCAGAAGCGGGAGGGAGGGAGGUCAGAGCUCGGCUACUGGAGCAGCAAGCGGCGCACUCCCCUCGCCGUGGUCUCCCUCCGCUCCGGGCCAGGCCCGGCCUCUUUCCCUCCGCUCCGUUCCCCGCCCGAGCCCCGCGGACAGCGCCCAGCCGCCACUUUGUUUCCCCCGCGGCCGGCAGCGUCUCCCACAUGGCCGCGGCCUAGCGCCGAACAAUCGGCCUCCGCACGCGCAGCCGCCAUGUCCCGGCCCCGCCCCCUUCCCUCGGCAACAUGGCGCCGCCGCGGCCCCGCAGCCUCCGCCGGCCACUUCGCAGUUGAAAGCGCGGCCCAGCCACGACUCUUUCCCCUACCCUUCACGGCGGCCGAGGCGGGGAGCAGCGAGGGAGGAGGGGGAAGGCCUAGCCCUGCCAGCCAGCCAUCCAGCCCGGCCCCGCGGAGCCCACGCCACCCCCGCCCCUCCCAGAACAAAAGCCCACGCGGACCGGGCCCCUUUAAAGUCCCACUCGCCGCCGCAGCAAACUUUCGACCAAGCUUGCUCCCAACUCGGCCCCGUCCUGCCCCGCGUGGCCAGCUCCGACCCGCGCCACUCCCCACCUCACACACAUACCCCCAUGUGCCGCUGCCGCUUUUGUUCUGCGGAGUUGCUCACACUCGAACCGCUUGGCCUCUCCCGGCCCCUCCCCCUUAUCGCCCCCGCCACGCACCUUCCUUCCCCUCCUCGGGCCGCCGGGCUCUGCUUUCUCUCCACUCCGGCGCGAGACCAAGCGGGCGGCGGUUACGGCGGCGGCCGCGCGGCCUUUUCAAAUCUCCCUCAUUCCGGCCCCGCCCGCCCCCCUUGCGCGCGAGCUCCGUCGCCGCCGUUACGCGCCCCACGCGCGCGCGCCGCCUUUCCUCGCCUGCCAUGCGCCCGCCCGCCCCCUUCCUCACUCCCUCCUCCCCCCCCGACUCGCGAGCUCCGCAGCCGCCAAGCCCACCUCGCUCUCGUCACAGCCAACCUCAGCCAAGAAGAAGGAAACUCCCGCCCGCGCGCCCCAACUAUAGCCUCCUUCGCAACAACAGGAGCUAGCGCGCGCUCUCCUCCACACUCACCAGCGAACAAACCUCCGCUUUCGCCGUCCUCUCUCUCUCUCUCUCCUGGGGCCGCCCCUCCCACCUCCCCCCUCCCACUUCGGAGCGCGCGGGGAAGUGGCGGGAAGGCGAGCGCUGCUGCGACGGGGAUGAUGAUGAUGGCGGCCGCGGCAUCAGGAGAGCGAGCGAGCGUGGAGGAAGGGGGUGGGGCGGGUGAGGAAGCGAGAAGGAAAACCAUGUGGACAAAAAAUAAAAUAAAAAAAGAAAUGAAGGGCGGUGGCUCCCGCCUCAACGUAAAUAUCCACAAGCCUCCGCUCCGCCCUCAUUAGCAUAGAAAACAAAGUGCUUCCGAGCGGCGCGGCGCCAAUCAGGGCGAGGCCCCGCCCACUCUUCCCGGAGCCCCGCCCCCAAACGCUCCUCCUCUUACUACAGCUUGGGACUGCGCGCGCUCUCCCCUCCUCCCUCCCUCGCGACGACGGCGGCGCCGCCGGGGCCCCUCCCUCUCUGGACUCGGAUUCCUCUCGAGGCGGAGGAGCUUUCCUCGAGAGCAUCACCCUGUUGCAGUCAAGGGUUCCCAAUUCCGCCUCCUUUGCCUCCCAAACUCCCCACGUAAUGCCGACCUAGUAAACAAGUAACUAAAACCCUGAGGGUUUUAAAUCGUUCUCUCCCCAAUGGACGUGAGGGGGAGUUUCCCGCCUCGCUCUCUCCCGGGGAGGGGGGUAAGAGUUGGGUUUAGGCCCCUCCGCCGCGAGUGGGGAACUUCGGAGCGGGGCUGUUUCGGGCGAGGAAGGCCCCUCGACACGAGCCCAGGGCGGCUCCCUUCGAGAGAAGUUUGGCCCUCGUCGAAGCCAGGCUUCGCUCUCGACACCAGUGAGGAAGCCCCGGAGUGGGGGGCGCCUUGUGCUUUCUCCGCCUUGUGUGGUGCAAGUGGCACUUUGGGGCAUCCCGCCCCCUUCCUGUCGUGUUGCCUCACUCUUUGGGGGCUGUUUUUGUGCGGAAGGCUCAGGCGGAGGAGGCUGGGCUUGAUCCCCCUCCCUCCCUCGCAAAGCCAUGGAGAGCCUCUGGGUCCAGACAAAGUGCCCCUCGUCCUUUCGUCCCUCCCUCCUUUUCUCCCGCUUCACUUCGAAAGAGAGCCACAGCCGCCUCCUCCUUUUCCUCCCUUUAUGGCUGGAACACAAUGAAGCACGUUUCGAGGGAUGGAGAUUGGGGACCGCGCUCGCAGAGCGGUCCCCUUGAGAAAUGGGGGACACUCCCCCCACCACUCAUUUUAUGUCUUUCGCCUUCAGACCUUAAGUUGUUUCGAAGCCCGCUGAAGUUUUUUAUUUUCUUCCUUUCAGUUAGCAAACUUUUGAAGUUCCCUUUGAAGGUUUUUCGAGAUGAUCACUACAUCUUUUUUAUUUGUUUUGAACUGAGUUUUCCCAAUUCGGACAGGUCUCCAAAAAUAGCCUAACUUGACUCUGAAAUAAACCCAAAAUAAUCAUUCGAGUUACACAUUUUUAAUUUCACUUUUUGUACUAAGUCAAGAAGAGGUCCUUGGAUUACACAGUAUAAAAAAGCUCUUGAGUUUUCAAAUGCCAGGGGGACUCUCUUAGGCUCUAAUUUUACGUUUACAUGUGGGGUUAUUCUGGAUUAUUUUGUCUGCGUGUUUGUUUUAUUAAGGCAUUGAAUGCUUGCCUUUUUGUAUGUCAGAAUCUUCCCUGAGUUCUCCUGGGGAGAUAGGGUGGAAUACAAAUAAAAGUUUUAUUCUUAUUAUCUUUAAAAUAAAUGAGAAAAAAUAUUGAGAAAAACAAUAAUGCAGCACCUCAGGAAACCUUUCCUUGUAGACAAUAAUGCCAAGUAUUUUGAGUAAGAUUGCUAUGCAGUGUACGCAGUAUUGUUUAGUUGUCAUCUUACUUGCUUAAACUUCAAGAAGAUCCAAGAUGUACUCAUUUAUGCUUGGUUGUGUUCGGGCAAAUUACAUUUUCUACACCAAAAGUGAUAGGAUUAGUGACAAGGAAUUUAUUUGCAUAUGGAAUGUUAACACACUCAAAAUAUGGGAAGUGGAAAUGCCUAGAAACGUAAAUCGCACAUAUAAUGUAAAAGUUGGUUGGUGUUUCUCUAGCUAUUUCCAUUUCCCAUUUCUGCAGUGUGUUAUGAAGAUUAUAAACAAAUAUAUUUUUAUAUUGUUCAGUCGUAAAAUGAUCACACACAUACAUAUGCAUUGUAUAUGUCUCAAUGCGUACUUUCUGUCAUCCUGAGUAAGAACUGAUGAGCCAAUGAACUUAUUUCUAGAUGAGCAUUCAGAAGAUCACACCACAUGUUAACAUGACAAAUCAGAAGUGUUUUUUGGUAUUUAUUAACUUGCGAAGAGUAAAGAAGUUUUUUAAAAGCUACUUUUCUUGAUGCUCCAAAAGCUUAUGCAAUUUUCUGUGUUAGAUUUGAACCAGAUUUGAGAGGAUGGCAGACUGAGAUAUGUAAGGAUUUGUAGUGUAUCCAUAACUGUAAAUAGUAUUUUUAUCAAGUUAAUAUAGAAAAUGAUUCUUUUUAUAAUUCUGAAGAAAGAAAUGAUAUUAAAUGUUCUGAAGUAAUUGAAAACCCUUUUUAUAAAGCAAUUAGAAAAUAUGGCUUAUUGUAUACUAGAAUAAUUGCAUGCUUUUCAUGUUAAGGCUUUUGGGACUGAAGACUUAUGAUUCCUGGGAUACAGAUUGGAGCCCACUCACAUACAGAAGUAUAGCACAGUUAUUCUACUUUUGUUGCUCAUGCAGUAUCCAACGGGAUCCCGGGAUUUGUAGUUUAGGGAAAGAGAUUUAGAAUUCUUAGCCAGAGUGCUGUAGUGCCUUUGUUGAUUUCAAUAUUCCAGUAUUCUAUAGAAUGUUGCUGUUGUAGCUAAGGUGGACUAUGAUACACUUGGUGUGUCAUAUGAAGAGAUACCAUAGGAUAAAUUGGAAUUCCUUUGAAGCUGAUAAUAGUGCUGCAACCUAUAAAUGCUGGUCCCAUUUCCAUAUUCCUGCCCAUAACCAAAGUUAUGAUUUCCAACCUCAGAAAGGGACCACAUAAGGGUUUUUGGGAGGCGUGGCAGCGUAGGAAGGAAAACCUGGAUGUGUUUAACAAUAUAUUUAACGAUUGAAUCCUUUCCAGGGUAUUUUUUCUGAGGGGAGCAUCCCAUGGCAAAGAGUUCAGGACUAUGAGAAAGCUUACAGACCAGAGCUUUUGAGACUGCAUGGUCCUUGCAGUUCUUCCCUGAGAUUAUUAUAAAUCGGUAGCUAAAAUAGAAGCGUGAAAGUACCCAUUUUUUUCUUUGUCUGGCAUUUGACUCUUUUAAAUCUCAAGUUCCCCAAAAAAGAACAUAUUUGGAAAUUGGUAAAUUGAUGAAAAAAACUAAGUAAAAUGAAAUUUUCCCCCAUUUGCACUGUCCAAAUUCAAGGUACAAGGUAUUCCAGGGAUGGAGAGGUCCAUGAUGCCACAAACUGAUUUUCAAAAUGAAAAACUGACCCUAAUUCAACACCAUAAACAUAAUUAAAUACGCAAAAAUUCAAUCUGUAUUUUUACUAAGACUUCUGAGAACAAUGCUGAAAUCUGCAUGGAUGGGCAAAUUUGACAGUAUCAGCUUUAUCUUCUUCCAUAGUCAUUAUUAUUAUUAUUAUUAUUAUUAUUAUUAUUAUUAUUAUUUUAAAAAAUUCCAAAUGGAAUAUAGAGAAAUGUGUGGAUUUUGGUAAAUUCUUGUCAUAAACAAUAUUCUCACCCAUGCCUUUCUAUCCACGCUUGGGAGAUUUUCCCACUGAAGCUUUAAAUCAGUUAUCAGUUUAUGGUCUGAAGUACAGUUAAAUAUGAUCAUGUGUAUGUCCUAACUACCUACACACAAAGAAUAAUGCUUGAGGAUGAUUAAACUACUCAUAUUUACCGAGAAGUAAGCCAGGAUAUAUAUAUUGAAGCCCCACAGGGAUGUAGUUUACAUACUCUUAGGCUGUGUGCAGGAUUCUGUUGUUAGUGUCAUGAAAAUUCCUGAAGUAAAAACCAAAUUCUGCUAGUCGGUCUUUCUUCAGUCCGGAUAAACAUGUAUACUAGACUAGUUAAUUCAGCUCCAGUAUGUAAAACUAAGUAAGCAAUAAGGGAAUAUUUUCAUAUGUACUUAGAACUGAAGCUGGCAACUGGUUUUAACAGAGGUCACAUUUUCAUUAAAAAAACUGUUUAACCCCUGUUCUUCCAAUAUAAACAAAAACCAGAGCUUUACCUUUCUUGAUGCUCAUAUCAUUUUCUGACCCAUUGUUUUACUGUUAUGUAUAAACUGUGCCACAUGAGAUUGAGACAGUUGCUACAGCUGAAGCAUUCUCCUUCUCCUGCCACACCACAGAAAUCUAACUUGCAAAGGAGUAAGCUAGAGCACUCUUCCCUCUGAAAUCAAGUAUUUCAUGGAUUUCACAUUGAUUGUUGUUUCCUUUUUGUACAGAAGAGCAUGAAGCCCUAUGAGGUUAUGGCUGAAAUAUGUACAUUCCAAAUACAGUUUUACUCCUUCCGCUAUUUGUAAGAUAUAGGUCUAGGACUAAGUGUUAGCUUGGUCUUUUCACUAUAUUAGUGAGAUGUUAUUCUAAUUUCAAACUGAACAUAUUUUAUAAUAUGCUUAUUUCAGAAAAUGUCAGUCCAAACUAGCUGAAAUAAAGUAAUGAUUGGGAUCAGUUUUGGUUCUCUUUUGAGACACUUAGGAUGCAUAUAGGAUGCAUUAUUUAAAACAUUCUAGCCAUUUAAAUCCCUUGCUUGUUUGUUUUUACAUGAGCAGCACACUCCAUGAGAAUUUUAGGAUCCAGUAAAUAGAAAAUAAGAAACAGACAUUUUAUGUGUGUUCUAAUGUUCUUUAUUUUAUUUUAUUUUUAGCUUCCCUUCAAAGAAUUUGAAGUGAUAUAUACAGGAUUAUUUUAUUUAAUUCAUGCACAAUUUAUGUCUCAUAAACAAACUUUAAUUUGUGCAAUGGAAGUUUCACCUCUGGAAUUCUGUGGAGCACAAUGGACUGCAGUGGGAAGAGGGAAUCCUCCCCAAUGAACAACUGACAAAUGCUAUUCCAUUUAGAGAAGAACAUUACUGGAUAAAAACAUAUGACCUAUAGGAGGAAAUCAUGACCAUGAAAACUAGGACUUGUGUGGCCAAGCAACAACAAAGUGUGGCUCAGAUGGCAAAAGUUAUCAACACACAACUUAAGUGAGACUACAGAAGUGGAAUUUUGCCUCAGCCUACAAGUAAAGACAAGAUUCUGUCUACCAGAAUUCAGUUUAAAGUUUGUAGCCAUUGAAAUGCUUUGGCAAUAGAGACUGGACAAAGGAGAAAACUCAGAUAUUCUAAGAGCAGCUUAAAAAUUUGGACAACAAGGAAUCAUAUGGCAUUGUCCCUGCCUUAUCAAGACUGUUGGAUUGGAAAAAGCAUUAGAUACCUAGCAUAUAAAAGAAGCACAGCUUAACAACACCAAAAACCUGACCAGGAGAGAAGGCACUGUAAGUGUUCCUGUCUUGUCUCGUCUUUCCUCUGAAGCUGUCAGGACCCAGGCUGCAGAGCACCAAUAACCAUGCGCAGAGACCAGAAUCUAUCUAUAUCUUUAUUAAAGGAAUAUAUAAAGUCAAUAAAAACAAGUGAAGAAUAAAGUUCAGAAGUAGACCUUUCAGGAAAGGUCAAAUAUAGUCCAGGAAAAUAAUCUCCAAAAGGUGAUAUUAAGGUCCAAAGUUAUAAUCCAAUAACCGAAACACACACUUUGCCGAGCAAAGUGUGGGGAAAUGACAAGGUCUUUUAGUCCAUUGGAGCUUGACAACAAGGCUGGAAAACAAACUAGAUUCUUGGCAAACAAGACUUGAUACGAGGCAACAAGAAGCAAGAACAAGGUCCGUGGCGAGGUCCGGGGAACAAGGCAGGCUUGGAACUUGGUCCUGGAAACAAGGAACUGGAGUUGCGUAGUCCACACACGAUCUCACUCCUCAAGCUGACGAGUUGACUCUGCAAGGUUUCCUUCGCGGCAAAACACCUAAAUAGGGUCUCGUUUCCCGCCGAAAGAACACUUUCCCUGGAGAACUAAAAGUGAAACCCAACUCUGUCCAUACGCAUGACUCCUUAGAAUUUCCCAAGGGAAGCAGACCUAAUCAGCUAAUUGUUUGGCUGCGAUUCUGGCGCUCCGGCGAUUCGCCUCCCUAGUUCCUCUAUCUCUAUUAUAAUUGUCCCUACGAGAAAACGGGGGAGAAUUCUGCCCAAGGCUUGUUUGGCUGACUUCUUGAGGGCAAACAUCCUCCAGGUGCAGGGGCUCCGAUUCUGGCUGAACCGGUGGAAAUCCCAUGUUUUCCUCCUCAUCUGCCACAAUAGUACUAGGAACGGGACUACAAGGCCCAUGAGACAUCACAGAAGCCAUUCCUAAGUGUUUGCAAUAUUGAGAUUGCUUUCCUUUAUUGGACUUCUCUGGGAGUAAAUCCUAUUAAACUGAAUGGGGCAUAAUUCUCAGCACUGAAACCUAAUCAGCUAUUUUAAUUAAAAAUUGUCUAAAAGUGCUGUGAAUUGGUGAGAAAACUUUUUAAAUAAUUAUUUUAAAUAUAAAUACCUAAAAACUGCACCUUUAAAAGACAUUCUAGUUUAUACAUGUAAGAAUGGGAGAUGCCUCUUACAAAAUGGUGCUUGUACUCCAUCCCUAUAUAAUUUUAAAAAGACAAAAUUAUCCUAUUAGAGCAUUUUCUCAUAUGCAAAUUUAUACAGAUUUAAUUGAACAAUUCAUCAAUUAAUCAGCCCAAAUGCAAAUUAAAGGAAAAGGCAAAAUCUUAACUAUUGGUUAGCUUUUUUGCUUUUCCUUUUUUCAUUUUCAUGUGCUGCCUUUGCAGACUUGAGUCAUUUUUCCUUGUCAAAAAUCUGUUUUUGCAAAUGAAGUCAAAUAGACUGAAAUUUAUAUACUUCACCUUUACAAAAUAUAAGGGAAAAUUCUGUAGAUUUCUAAUGAAGAGAGAUCCUGAAAUAUGAAGAGUCCGUAAAGGGUAUGAAUAUGUAGAAACAGGAUAAAUUAUUACUUGCUUGAGAUUCUUUCUGCUGCUUCCAACUAUGUGUGAGAAAACAAAAUUCCUUCUGAAGAAAGCUAUAAGAUGAAGAAUCGAAAAUAAUGUGAUGAUUCGUUAGAACUGUUGUCAUCCGGCACAAUUAUUUAUCUUUAUAAAGUAUAUAAAGACAUUUCAGACUUAUAAUCUGAAUUUUCUUGUAUUUUAUUAUGAUGAAAGGCAGAUUCUGGUGCAUUUUCAGAAGAUUAGUUCCCCCUCCGUAUACAGUGGGAGAGAUUUGUCUCAAUUCCAUUUAUUUAUUUAUUUAUUUAUUUAUUCCUGACAAAACAUAUUUAUUCUUUUGGCGAAUGCUGCGAAAUCAAUGGGAUUGUAAUACACUAUUUUUGACCACACUUACUUCUGAAUAAAUAAGCAAUUACUGAGUUGCACAAUGUUUAAAAUCAA
Messenger RNA from Anolis carolinensis (green anole), 8639 nucleotides. RefSeq lists its product as uncharacterized. Lineage: Eukaryota; Metazoa; Chordata; Lepidosauria; Squamata; Anolidae. Bases 47 to 1207 code for a protein of 386 amino acids. The record is from RefSeq and is a predicted model, not a curated record. The transcript is spliced from 2 exons.